AUGCAGACAAUUUGGGAUGUAAGAUGUGAUAAACCAAGAACCUGCAUUUUAUUGAAUAUUAAUAUCAACUUUAUCUGUCUUUCAGAAUUUCUCUGCAGGGACCUCGUUGCCAUACAGAUUCCGGCUAACAUCAACGGAGUUCUACGGAACGUAGUCGUAGCUACAGGUUAUCUACCAGGAGACGACACUCAGGUACCAUCUGCAGAGGUCGAUAAACUGGUAAACUACUGCGAGAGAAUAAAAUUGCCACUUAUGCUCGGUUGCGACUCCAAUGCACACAACGAAGUUUGGGGAAGCACUAAAACCAAUAUAAGAGGUGAGUACCUUUUAGAAUUUAUAACUAGUAAAAAAUUAGAAAUAUGUAAUGUAGGUAAUACACCAACAUUUGUAACUAUCUCACGCAAAGAGGUCCUAGAUAUUACUAUUGGAAACACUCGAGGUUGUGAGCUUGUGAAAAACUGGAGAGUAUCCAGUGAACCAUCUAUGUCUGAUCAUAGAAUUCUAAGGUUCGACAUUGAAGGUUCACCAAUUAACAAGAAAAUUUUAAGGAACCCAAGAAAAACAAAUUGGGAGAACUACACGGAAAAUCUGAAAUACAAUCUUGUCCAAUUAGGGCUAGAUGAAAUCAUUCAGAAUGAAAUUCAAUUAGAAAAUUACCUAGAAAACCUUAAUGGUGCCAUACUAAAUGCAUAUGAGGAUAGUUGUCCAUUAAGCCUGAUUAACUCCACCAAGGAUGUGCCUUGGUGGAACAAUGACCUUAAAAACCUAAGAAACACUGUUAGAGGACUUUUUAAUUACUCAAAGCGAACAGGAGACUGGUCAGAAUAUAGGAAAAAAACUUACUUUGUACAAUAG
Molecule: messenger RNA, 855 nt
Organism: Teleopsis dalmanni
Lineage: Eukaryota; Metazoa; Arthropoda; Insecta; Diptera; Diopsidae
Exons: 1
Coding region: 1-855 (284 amino acids)
Molecular function (GO): catalytic activity
Source: RefSeq, a predicted model, not a curated record